Stylophora pistillata is the source of this 901-nucleotide messenger RNA. RefSeq names its product NADH-ubiquinone oxidoreductase subunit 8. Gene Ontology annotation, cellular component: membrane; respiratory chain complex I. Lineage: Eukaryota; Metazoa; Cnidaria; Anthozoa; Scleractinia; Pocilloporidae. The record is from RefSeq and is a predicted model, not a curated record. Gene Ontology annotation, molecular function: NADH dehydrogenase activity; 4 iron, 4 sulfur cluster binding. Gene Ontology annotation, biological process: mitochondrial electron transport, NADH to ubiquinone; mitochondrial respiratory chain complex I assembly.
GCAGCGGUCAAGACAAAAUGGCGAAUCUCUGGCGAGUUGCACGAAAGAUUACAAUGCACAAUUCUUUGGCGAUCAGAACUAUUUCGGUGUCGUCUAAAAGACUUGCAUAUAAAUACAUAUCAAAGGAACCACAAGACAUACCAAUGGAUUGGCAUAGUGCCACGGAAAGGAAUGCGCAGUCGCUUUUCAUCACAGAGUUGCUAAGAGGUCUUCAAAUGACAUUGAGCAAGAUGUUCCAGGAGCCAGCAACAAUAAAUUAUCCUUUUGAGAAAGGCCCUUUGAGUCCUCGGUUCAGAGGGGAGCAUGCAUUGAGGAGAUACCCAUCUGGAGAAGAGAGGUGCAUUGCUUGCAAGCUGUGUGAAGCUAUCUGUCCUGCACAGGCAAUCACCAUAGAGGCAGAACCUAGAGCUGAUGGAAGUCGACGAACAACUCGCUAUGAUAUUGACAUGACAAAAUGCAUCUACUGUGGCUUUUGUCAGGAAGCUUGUCCUGUGGAUGCUAUUGUGGAGGGUCCCAACUUUGAAUUUGCUACUGAAACUCAUCAGGAGCUGCUUUACAACAAAGAAAAACUUCUCAAUAAUGGUGACAGAUGGGAGGCUGAAAUAGCUGGGAAUCUUCAGGCAGAUUUUCUUUACAGAUGAAAGAAUUCUGUCAUUUAAACCUUUGAUUUCCAACUUUGUAAAAAGUGAGGUCUGUUCUUUACCUUGUGCUAAACAAGACCUUAACAAAGACAGGAGGUGCAUGUUAAAGAUAGGCCAGUUAAAGGGUGUCUUUUACCUCAACUGCAUUAUCUUCAUCAAGGACUGUUUAACAGGCACAUGUUUAGCAAAGCAAUUAAGUAAUGAUUAUACCCAUGAUUGUGUGAGAUAAAUAAAUAUCUGGGUUCGGUAAUGUGUAUGUU